GUGCCAACCCAACGGCUUGCCGCUCAACAUCGAGUGCUUGAAGAACGACCGGAACGUUGCAGGCAAGUUGAAGCGGGAGACCUUCGAGGUCAUGUCCACCGAGCUCGAGCGCCAUGGCUUGGCGCUGACGGUGGCCGGGCUGCGGCCGACGGACGUGGAGUCAGUGGAGCUGGUCGGGGGCGGCACCCGGGCGCCGGCGGUCCAGCAGCUGGUCCGCAAGGUGUUUUAAUGGGAGCCCUCAACGACACUGAACCAGGACGAGGCGGUGGCCCGGGGCUGCGCUCUGCAGUGUGCCAUGCUGCCACCCAUCUUCAAGAUGCGAGACUUUGCGGUGGUGGACGGCCAGCCCUACCGCAUUGAGCUGUGCUACGACGCGGACAAGGGAGAGGACAGCCGGGCAGAGGUGCUCCCCCGCUGGCAUCAGCUGCACUUCAGCAAGACGCUCACAUUCUACCGUAGCAAGCGCUUCAACCUCGAGGCGAGGUACCCGCAGGAGGCGGCGGUGCUCUACCCGGAUCUGCAGCUGGACAGCUUCACGGUGAACAAGGUUGUCUCCACGGCCGAGGGCGAGGCGUCCAUGAUCACGGUGAAGGUGCGUCUCAACCUGCACGGCAUCUUCUCGGUGGUGUCCGCCUCGGCCGUGGACCGCAAGCCCGGCAGUCGACAGGCAGGUGUUGGGUGUGCAAACGAUGGAGACCUAGCGGCGGCGGGGGCGACGAGUGGCGAAGAGGUACCCCCGACCGAGGGAGGUGACCCCGACAAAGUGGCCGAGGGCAAGCCUGUCAAGAAGGAGGAGCGGCCCAGUUCAAAAGAAAAGCAGGCCAAGGCCACGGAACUCCCGGUGGAGGUCCGGGUGCCGCAGCUGAGCGCCUUCGAGAUGGACCAACUUGUGGAGCGUGUGGUCCAAAUGGUCCACAAAGACCGCCUAGAGAAGGGCGACUUAUUUGUCACGCAAUGGGUGUUUGGUUCGUCGCAUACGCGAACCGAAGUUUUGGUGUAUUUUUUUUAAAUGUAUUGUAUAUUUUAGGUUGGUGAGCUUUUUUUUUUUUCCGUAUGAACAUACGGGCAGUUCCGUGUUUUGGGAAAAUAGCCUGGCCUAGAUAGAGCAUAUGUUCCGCGAACGCCUUUGCUGAUGUGUGCCUUGUGAGGCGCUGCUGAGAGACAGUAGCACAGACGGGCAUACGGUUUCAUAACCUGCCGCCGGAACCACAUUGCAGCGUCCUCCGACUUCGAGGCAUUGGCAGCGAUGGUCCGGGCAACAUGAGCUCCCACGUGGGUCACAAGUCUUCGGACUACUUUCUUCUGGGCAACUACGAGAUCAAUAUUAAAGUGCGGCGCCAUGUUUAUUUUAUUUAUUUCGGCUCAGGAGAGCCGAGGCGCCGCACGAUGGCACGUGGCCCAUACAGAGAAGGCCCGCAGCGCCACGUCCAACGAUGAUAAGAUAGUAUUCCACAGAUAAAUAAAAAAAUAAUGGUAAUGAUUUAAACGGAGCUUGUGAACGAGGGUGAGGGAUUGACGUGUAUCAUGAAGAGGGUGACAUGUCUUAGGCCUAGCAGGUUUUAACGACCCGGUGUUUUUCAAGGGGCCGCCAUGGACUGCUGACUUCUUGCAGGUGGCUCUCGAGAGCCUUUCGAGGGUUCUUGCUUUUGCGGCUUGAAACAGCAGGCCGGCCGAAGUUUUGGCGAGGCAGGAAGUCCAGCAUCCCUGCGGUUGUUCACCGGGGGUUGGUGUUGGCGUUGGCGGGGCGUCGGUCGCGCGAAAGCGGGCCCUGAUGUCUCCCAGGUCGCAGUGGAGCUUUUAACUAGUGAUGGGCUGAACCUUUGCGGAAUAAAAAUUC
Ixodes scapularis (black-legged tick) is the source of this 1837-nucleotide messenger RNA. RefSeq names its product 97 kDa heat shock protein-like. Gene Ontology annotation, molecular function: ATP binding; ATP-dependent protein folding chaperone. Gene Ontology annotation, biological process: protein folding. The record is from RefSeq and is a predicted model, not a curated record. Bases 296 to 1009 code for a protein of 237 amino acids. Gene Ontology annotation, cellular component: nucleus; cytosol. The transcript has a single exon. Lineage: Eukaryota; Metazoa; Arthropoda; Arachnida; Ixodida; Ixodidae.